AUGAUAUCCAAACUAACACGUCACAGAACAGGUGCUUGUGGUCGAUGCAAAAGCCUGAAGGUCCGAUGUGAAUUCAGGGGCGAUAAUGACACCUGCAAAAGGUGCACAAGUGCCGGUCAGGAAUGUGUCAUUCCAGGACGCAAACCACGCCGAACCCCACCGAAACGAGAGCAUCUUUUGAACCAGAUUCGUGAACAAGCUGCUCAAAUUCAGGAGCUUAUGGCUCAGCUCGAUGUUACCAACCGACAAGUUGCACCAGCCUCAGUUAGCAGUUCUUCGACCACUACGGUACCAAUGUCCCCAUCGUCCUCCAUCGAUCUUCAUUCUCCUACCCUCGAUCCUAACACCCCGGCAGAUUCCGCUCCACCCAAACCGGAAGUGCAGGAUUGGCUUGCAAAAGCCCGUGCUUCAAUUGACACCUUUGGUGGCUUAAUUGCCCUUGGCGGUACAACGAAUUCCAUGCUCCUUGAUGAGGACUCUGGGAAGUCUGAUAGUGACGAGGAAGUGCACGGCUUUGAUUUCGAAGACGACGACACAGAUGACGAAGGUAAUGGAUAUGCCACUGCAGAGGAAGGCGGACGCAGCCGUCGCUCACAGUCAAGGGAAAGGCACUCGCCGACUGCGUUAGCCAAAAAGGAGCUUGCUGAUAUGAAGUUGGGCAUGCUCCCCCACGCAGAUAGUCCAUUUGGUUUGAUGGCCCACAUGGCCAACCGUGCUAGAGGAAAGAGCGCAGAACCAGAACCUCAGGACGCUGUUGGUGUAGCGAACGCUGACUUUUUCAGACCAUCUCCUGCUCCCGACCCUGUCCAGUCCAAUCCUUCAAUUAGUAGCCAGCAUCUUCCUCACAUUCUCACUCGUGAGAUUGUUACUCUACAAGACGUCGAGAAUCUGUUCAAACUAUACUUUGAUAAAAUGAACCCGUCAACAUCAUUGAUGGACCCCGUUCUUCAUACUCCACAGUACGUGGUUAUGAGAAGCCCUUUCCUCUUCACAGUCGUGUGUGCUGUCGCUUCCCGGUUCUACACUCAACGUCCAGGUCUAUACGCGGAAGUAAUGCGCUACGCACAGCUCGCGGCGGGCACUGCGCUUAUCACCGGACCCAAGAAUGAGGAAAUGUGUCUUGCUUACCUACUACUACAGCUUUAUCCUGUUCCCUCACGACGCUGGGAAGAGGAUCGCAGCUGGGUGUACCUUGGUGUCGCAAUUCGACUGGCCCAGGACCUCAACCUGAAUAGGCCUACAGCCACAACGCCCCUGAAUGAGCACCACGCUCGUGUACUCCUCAAUCGCACGCGUGUCUGGAUCAACUGCUUCAACUUGGAUCGGUCAACAGGGUCUCAGUACGGCAAAGCGCCCAUUAUUCCUAAUACUGACUAUAUUGCAAAUCAUUUGCACGAUUGGUGGGGCUCCUCCAAGUAUAAUGUCGAGGACUUCGACAUUCACAUUUGUAUAUACUCCAUGGAGCUCAAUAUUGGCGCAAAAUUCAUGGAGAAGAUUCGCAGCGAUCCAAACCACCCUACCGGACUCAACAAGUCUACCAAUUUCACUCAGAUUGCUACUGAAACCGAUGACGAACUGGCUAGCGUCGGCGCACAUUGGUUUCAUCAACUAGAUAGCAUCGAACCGAAGAGCGCCAUGUUUAUUUUCCGCACUGGUCUUUUGAAAAUGGUUUUCAGCUAUGCCCGUUUAGUCGUCCUUUCUUCUGGCUUGCAGCAUGCCAAAGAAGACCACUUGGAUGAAAAUUCAUUUUUGAUGAGGUGUUUUACGAGGGCAUCCGACGUCAUCCAUGCUUUUGUUCACAGAUUGUACACUACCAAAGAAGAUAAUCUUCUACGCCACGCACCCGAAUCCCAAUAUGUAUUUGUAACUUUUGCUGGCGCCUUCCUCGUUAAACUUUUGCAACUCAAGUACGCGCAGUACUUUACGUAUGAGAAACGGGUCGAAAUUCGGGACCUCGUGCAAAAAACAAUUGAUCUUCUCGGGGCGGCGGACGUGGCUCUUGAUGAGAAGCACGGACCUUCCAUAUACUCUCGUUUCCUGGCCGGCCUACUUGCUAGUCCUGCGGUCAGGGUCGACCUGACACCAACCUUGACUAGCCCCGGUAGCCACAAACGAGCGCGCAAGUCGAAGAUCACACCUACCAAGACUCAUGGCGGUCUAGUCGCAGAUAUCUCUACAUCUGCUGACUAUUCAUCUCCAUCCUCUGCCAACUCUGGUUCUCCUUCUCCUUCAUACACGUACACAGGUGCGGAAAGCUUUUCGGGAGCCCAGCUGCAAAACAACACGACAUCAUCUGAAAUGUUCCAUGACCCGUUACCGAUCACUUUGGACGCCGAUCUUUUAGAGUCGGCACAGAUCAUGACUGAUCCUUUGUGGCAUAAUACCCUAGUCCCUGGUACGCCUGACACUAUCACUAUCGAAGUUCGUUUUUGCUAA
Molecule: messenger RNA, 2436 nt
Organism: Suillus fuscotomentosus
Lineage: Eukaryota; Fungi; Basidiomycota; Agaricomycetes; Boletales; Suillaceae
Exons: 11
Coding region: 1-2436 (811 amino acids)
Biological process (GO): DNA-templated transcription; regulation of DNA-templated transcription
Cellular component (GO): nucleus
Molecular function (GO): DNA-binding transcription factor activity, RNA polymerase II-specific; zinc ion binding; transcription cis-regulatory region binding
Source: RefSeq, a predicted model, not a curated record